AUGUCAGUUGUACAAGAUAAUUUCCAGAUUUUUGUCGCUCUGCCGACUGAUGAUGUUUUUACCGUCAAAGGACUAUCGCGCGAAAUGUUCGUGUGUGAGCUUAAAUCAAGGAUAGAACUUAAAGCGGGUGUUCCAGGGGGCAUUUUUAGCUUAUUCUUCAUGAAUGUUGAACUGUUAGACAAGGAGACUCUGAAAACGUAUAACCUCAAACAUGGCUGCAUUGUCAGAGUAAAAAUAGAACAGAACUGGAUCGGUCUGUUUGAAGCUUGCUGGCGCGGGGAUAUCUACGAUGUUUUUGAAAAUGGAGUUCAGUUCUUGGACGAGAAGAAAUUUGACGGAUAUUACAUUUCUCUUUGGAAUAAGUUGGUGAUCCGGCGCGCAACGCUCUCGUUAUUUAUUGCUUGCCAUCGUGGUUACCUCGGACUAAUACUUGAACUUAUUAACCGAGGAGCCACUGAUAUCAACAGUAAAACCAUAUUUGGACGGAGCGCACUGCAUGUGGCGGCCUAUCAAGGUUUUGUGGCCUGUGUAUCGUUGUUGCUUAGUGAAGGCGCUGUUUGUAAUCAAAUUGACAUUCAAGGUAAAACACCUCUUGCAUUAGCCAACGAAAACGGUCAUGUUUACUGUGAGAGAAGACUUUGGCUUUAUCAGUGGAGUGUACAAACAUUUAGACAACCGUCGUCAAGGUGGAGUAAGGAAUCAAGCGAAUCAAGCGAAAGUGGAGAAAGGUAAGCUGGGUACCCACGACUUCAUUCAUAUGAUACUCGUGGGAUAUGGUAAGCAAACGACCUCCUGAAUCAUAGUUUCUUCAAACCAUUUUACUUUGCCUAAAAUUGACUAUAUAAACUACAGAAUACUUAAGAUUUAGCCACAGCAACUACCCCAAUUAUUAUACUACAGCAUUCGGCACCCUGUAAUAAUUCGUUAAAGAAAAUUUGCUGGAAAGCCGAGAACACAGUUUCAGUGUCAGGUAAUUGAUUUUGUUUGGAGCAAUUGCUCCGUGUUUCCCUUGGGUAGUGUUAACUAAUGAAGGUAUUCAAAAAACAAAACACACUUCAAUCCGUGUGCACACCCUGCUUGCAAGUUUAUUAAAUCAGAGAAAAAAGUCUUUUGACCUGCUCGUUUUGUAUCAGGCUUACGCAGGAUUAUGAGGCCCCAACUCUAAGCUUUAUAUUCAAAGGUCAAAGUGACAGCAAGUGGUAAAAUUAAUUUGGUGGAUUAUCUUGUCAGUCUCGUCUUCUAAAAUAAUUUUGUUCCAUGUAAGGAAAGCCGGGUUCCGGAAUCCAAGACAUUUGUUCUUGUGGAAUCCAGAAUCUGGGAAAAUUUGCCUGUGGAAUCUGGGAUCCUGGGCUUUGGAAUCCGAAAUAUAGUUCAAGGACUCCGGAAUUCUUCUAAGGAUUUGAAUCCAGAAUCCGAGUGUUACUAACUAAAGACUGGAAUCCAGUACCUUGGAAUCUGGAGUCCACGGCGUGGAAUCCACAAUUCAUGACUGUCUUGGAUUCCUUUAAAUGGGGCGCCGAAUAUUCAUUAGCAAAAUUGCCAAUGCUGAACAACGAUUUUCAUUCAUCAUCUACGACUUUAUUCUUAGCAAGAGGAUGCUCAUCGCGCCAACUGUUGUCUGUUUCUGUGGAGUUGUGUAACUAAUCAGCUUUUUGUUUCACCAGAAAUGGGCGAUAUUCCCAGAACUUCAAGCAGUUACCAUUUACACGAAGAAGACCAGAAGAGCCUGAUAACAACAAUAACAGCAUCAUAGACAACAAUAAUGAACAAGAAACAACGGUAGGGUGUUUUGAAAUCCAAGAAAUGUUCACCCUAUACUGGAUAGCUUUUGUGCUGCCACGAAAAUCUUACGGGAAAGGGCUUCUGUUCGCACACAAGAAUGGCGAUUUCAGCGCGACUUCUGUGACGUAUCGCCGCGCUAAUUUCGAAAGUGGAGCGUCACAGAUCCAAUAAGAUUUGGUGUAGUGUGACAACCUAUUCGGACCGCUGAUACCUAGCGCGGAAUUGAACCGAAAUCUCUCCUCUCGUCUCGAAUUGUUCUCGCAUCCGCUAGAACGCGCCAGGGUACGAGGAAGGUGUCAAUAUAGCCUUAGUGAAAUAUGGCAUUAACAAAGCGAGAGAAAUAAUAAGCGUGCAAUAAACACUUAGUGGUGACUAGAUUCAUGUGUCUGUUAGUUACUUAUACUUAGUUUUCAACUUUCUGUCGUCCGUAAUUGUUUUACGUAUAGCUUAUUCAAGCAGGUGGAGCACGUGUAUUCAACCUCCGAUAGUGCAUCGAUUUCCACUUCUUAUUGUCAUACCUAAUACUUACAUUCAGUAAGGAGAGUUACUCAAUAUUUCCAGUCUAAAGGGAGGCGCUUAUUUGAAGCUGGGCACUAUUGUAAGCAUUACUGAAGGUAACUUCUUAACUCAAUGGAAGCCUAAGGAUACUUCAAAACACGAGCUUUAAACAGUAAAAAGAAAGGAGAUAGGAAGUUGUUUCUCAAGGGUGUAAUCCAGGUGGAACAAUAUAGUAAGUUGACAGAAUUCAACCUUUUAAAGGUUGAUUUCAUUUCUACCAGAAGAGCUUCUCUCUUCAUUAUACAGUGGAUUACUGAUUGUUGUUACACUCUUAGGAGGCCUUAGUCUGCUACACAGCCGUUUUUAGUGUCGUCACGCAACGCUCCUCCGGGAGGGGCGUUGCGUGACGACACUAAAAACGGCUGUGUUGCAGACUAGGAAGGGCUAGGGUAACUGAAAAAUAAAUGAUUAUUAAUAUAUCCUCUAAAAAAGCCUGUAAGAAUAAAUUUGAUUUGCUACGUUUUUAUGACCCUUCUACUGACUUUAUUCUCCAGGCAGCUCGUCUUCAACUUCCUCGCGUUAUAAAAGACGAUGGCAAACGACUUACCCGUCGAAUAAACAGUUAUGAACCACCUCAGGUUCCCUUUCCUACUGUGCAAAUAGCUGAGAAGUACAGGAAAGAGUUUCAGGAGUAUAACGACAAGACACUUCAUUUACCAACCCAGACUCAAAAUGGAUUAAAGAAGAAAGAAUUUGUGGAAGACCAAGACAUCAAAGUACCAGCCAUAACGACACCCUUAGCAAAUGAAAUAGAGCUUGUGGGAGAGAUCAACAACAAUGCCAGUGAGAGCUGUGUGGAAGAUUUAAAAAGACAAGUCGAGAGUAACACUCCAAGCUGCGAGGAAAAAAGUGAUGGUAAGCUGUAGGUACAAGGCUAGGAAGUUAGGUAUCAAUAGAGUUACUGUAUUUGCAUGUCAGUCUUCAGAUAACUGGUCCUUUGUAGACCAAUUUCAUGUUUUGUUUUUCUCUUUAACUUCUUUUAUAUUUCGAACGCCCCUCUUUUCUUCUGCAGUGCUAUUGACGGUCUUUUUUGUGUCGUGGGCUCGGUCUUUCCACAGAAUGCCUUCAGCCGAGUUAUACGUGACUUUGUGCAAGAAACACCUUCGAACAACAAGAAUAGCUACCGAAACUCGGAUUCUAAAAGCCGUUCUCAGUAGAAAUUUAUCUUGGUAAUUUUACUGUAGCUUAGAGUGUAAUUAAGGAGGUGUCAUGUACAUUUAGAAUCACGAAACGUCAGGUUGAACUCAGGAGACUCAGUGAUACGAGUUCUCAUAAUUAGAAAAUGAGCCGACAAAAAAUGUCCAAAUUUACUGCGCUUUUUAAAAACACGCGAAUUCUGAAGUUUAAAAGCCAACUGACGAUUCCGUUAUUCGCUGCCGUCAUCUAAACGGACCUCUUCGCAAACUGAAGUUUACUUCAAUGGGUUCAAAAGGUCUAUGGUUUGUGAUUUGCGAUUGUUGGAUUUCGAUCCGUUUUGCGUGUUUCUUUGUCUCAAGGUUCGCUAAUUGUAAUCGUAAUUAUGAUUGACGGUAGCGAAAAACGAAAUUGAGCCUUUUGAACUUCAGAGUUCGCGUGUUUUUGAAAAGCGUCGUAAACAGAACAAAUAAAUCUGGCACGAAACUACUUCUCUGCUGCCUCCCCCCUCGAGCUCAGACGCUUUUUUUUUCGCACAGAGGCAAGCGCGAAACCCAAGUAUAUAACUGUUCGCAAAGCGCUAGGGACCGCGGGAAGGAGAGGCGAAUCACGUCUCGUCCGUUUUCUCCUUCCCGCCUUCGUUUGCCCGCAUCGAGAGAGAAAGAGACGUCUGGGUAAGAGGCAGACUUUUCUAUGAAGAAAAUUGAAGGGAAACAAGGUCACGUGCUACAAACUGACGUUGGCGUAAACAUGAUUUUACAUCUUAUUUUUCACGGAGGAAAUAUAUGUUUGUCACUGUUUGUCUGUAUGGCUGGAUGGUUUAGGCCACUAAAUUAAAGAAAAGUCAGCGAUCUAUUUUUUGUUUGUUUGUUUUUUGCUGUAAAGACCAAACAAACAAAGAAAUUCUCACAGGCAAGCGAUACGCUGAACAUCAAGGACAAGAUAAUCGAGUCACAGAGGAAUCUAAGCCCCAAGAGCAAGAUAGGUAGCUAUGAUUUUCGGACCUUUUAUUUAUGUUUAUAUUAAUUUUGUUGAUAAAAGUGACCGGAUUAAUCACUGAAGAAUAUUGAGGUUUAUCUUGAUAAUAUCUUAUAGUUUUAUUACGACGCAAAAAUAAUUUCUAAACGCCAAUCGAAACACUGUUUAAGGACGGACUACUAAGGAAUUCAUCAUUCCAAAUCAAUCAACACUGAAUAUCGAUCCAAACAACACCCUCAUAGUUUCUUCUGCUAAUGUACGUGGCUUUAAAAGUCCUCUCUUUUUCUUAGAGAUGAAUAUGUUGAGAGAGUGGAAUUGUCGAAAGGCAGGGUUUAAAAUUGCCUUGGCAGAAAGCAAUCAGACUGUGACAAAUGAUAGCUAAUAGUUAACAUCUUCUCGUGUAAGAUCCAAAUAACGUUCAGGCUGACUGUACCUCCAUUUACGUAACCUACAAAUUCUAACAAGACUGAGCAACUUAGCCCCUGCGCUUUUCGCUAAAGAUUGGUUCGCAUCGCCAUUUUUUUUUCAGCUGUAUUUCAAACUAAAGUAGUGUUUUUUUCCUUUUGAAGACUUGCUUAUGCGAUCUUUGCAUAAGGCUUUCGCAACGUAUGUAACCUGUAACGCAUCGUAAUUUCUAUAUUUGAUCUUAUUUUAGCAGGCCUGUUUCAGGUAGAUCCAAUGGAAUCCGUAAAUUGGACAUCCUGAUGACCGAGUCAAGAGUUGAAAAGAUGAAAACUGUAUCGUCGUUAUACGAGCAAGAUAAGUUACAUGCAUGGGAUAAAAAUGAAUCUGAGAGCGAACUAGAACCGCAGCAGGAAAGUACGUUAAUCAAUCUUCGGAAAGAAUACUCUUGUAAGAAACCUUCUCAAUCUUAUGAAGACUGGCUUCAAAUGAAGCAAUCUCAAGAAAAAAACAGACCAUCAACUGCGCCAACACAGAAAAGCAGGCUUGGAAAGAGUAUUGAUCCAGAGUCGUUCAAGAAAUGGCUUAAUAGUAAGCGACACCAACGGACUCACUCGAAUUCUGAAUCUUCUUCUUCUAAUAAAAAGACUUUUAUUAGUUCUGGGGGAUUGACGUUUGAACGCUGGCUUGAAACAAAGUUAUCAAACCGUCCCUUUAGUGCUGUAAAUUACGUCACCGAGUCACGUGAUUCAACAUCAGGGGUGACCAAUAAAGUUAGAAAACAAAAUGUUUCUGGAAAACCAUUUGAGGUUUGGUUAGCAGAAGAGAAAACAUUGGAGCAAUCUAUUCAUGGCGGAGAAAAUCACAACGAACAAGACAAAAACAGUUCGAGAAGUGGCAAAACGUUCGAAGUGUGGUUAAAAGAAAAACACAGUCAAAAGCAGAUUGAGCUGGUACAAAAGAUAACUACAGAGAAAGAGGAGCAAAGACUGGCGGAAAUAGAUAGGUUACAGAAGUGGCUGAAUCCACGUUACAAGACUUACGAGGACUGGCUGGCACUUAAGAACCAUCAAGCUAGGUUUGAACGCUUGCGAACCCAGAGUGAGCCACAAAAACAACAAGAAGACAUUUCCGAGGAGGAAAAACAAAAGGACGCCAAAGUUGUUUAUGACAUCUGGCAGACAAUGAAGGCACUUCACGAGCUAAGCGACGAAGACAGGAAAUAUAAGGAAAUGAAAGCAAAGUGGGCUGCGAAGCAACGCGCUAAAGAGCAGCUGAGAAGGCUUAAUGUUAUAAAUAAGGCCAAGCAGUUUCACUUGCGAUCUACAUCAGCGCCGAAGAGUUGA
Porites lobata is the source of this 6200-nucleotide messenger RNA. NCBI's taxonomy places the organism in Eukaryota, Metazoa, Cnidaria, Anthozoa, Scleractinia, Poritidae. The record is from the annotation of a GenBank genome assembly.